GCAGGCCCUGGAUUCCACCCUCACCUCCCUGGCUUCAAACAUAAGUUCCUCGCCAAAGCGCUUGGCGCAUCAAUGUGGUUCUUCAUCUUCUAUCGUGCAAGGCAAGAUGGAGCGAAACUCUUGGGUUUGAGGCACCCAUGGGAAGGCCAUGGUCAUGGUCAUGAGCAUCAUACAGAAGAGGCACAUCAUUAG
Messenger RNA from Heterobasidion irregulare TC 32-1, 192 nucleotides. RefSeq lists its product as uncharacterized. The transcript is spliced from 3 exons. The annotation marks the transcript as partial. Lineage: Eukaryota; Fungi; Basidiomycota; Agaricomycetes; Russulales; Bondarzewiaceae. The record is from RefSeq and is a predicted model, not a curated record. Gene Ontology annotation, cellular component: mitochondrial inner membrane.